Messenger RNA from Girardinichthys multiradiatus, 946 nucleotides. It is a transcript of the gene msmp1, whose product is annotated as microseminoprotein, prostate associated 1. The transcript has 3 exons. NCBI's taxonomy places the organism in Eukaryota, Metazoa, Chordata, Actinopteri, Cyprinodontiformes, Goodeidae. The record is from RefSeq and is a predicted model, not a curated record.
AUGUAUAAAUGAGGGAACAUAAGGAGAAGGGGAAUCAGAAGCUUAUUCGACCAAAUGAAGAUGGAGCUCACUGUAGUUAACUGGGUUGUUGCAGCUGCAGGCUUUCUUCUGUUCUGGGACAGUAAUGGCUCUGCAGCACCUCUUGAGUGCCACUUUAACUCCAGAGCUCUAUGCGAGUUCGAGGGUAGGCAGUACGCCCUGGGGGAGACCUGGAUGGACAAUGCCUGUAUGCAGUGCACCUGUUUGCACCCUGUUGGUGUCGGUUGCUGUGAGACGAUGCAUCGACCGGUGGACUUCCCUGCCUGGUGUGAGAUGAAGGUGGAGCCAGUGACUUGCAAAGUGUUUCUGGUCCAGACAGCUGACCCCCGCCUGCCAUGCACCCCGGGUGAAACAGACCAAGACCCCAGGCAUGGAUCACUCCAGCUGCAGUUCGAUGGGGGGAUACGCACAGAGACCAACAACAGCCUAACCUACAUCUAAAUAUCAGCAAUUAUUUUUUUUUUUGCUGCAUCUACAUUAAACACAUCUGUGAAUCUGGCACAGUAUCAAUACUAGGAGUCUGUCUUUUUAAAACAAAGCUUCCAAAAUUCUGAAAAGAAGCCAUCUAUGUUGCUUGUAUGAAACUUCUUAAUUGGUAUGCUUCUUGCAAGUAUAAAAGUAUAUAAUUUACCUUCUUUUGAAUCCAUUUUAUUACAGGAUUUAACCUUACUCAGUGAUACUUUUCAUAUUUAACAGCAUCUUUUGAUGUUCUUUGCUGAAAAAUGACACCUUUAGUUAAAACAAAGUAGUAAUCUAAAUAUAAGCAAAUGUGCAGAUCAUAUGUAAUAGUUAGCUAUAUAUGUUUUUCUGUUCAUUUUGGCCUGUUUUCUGCUGUAACUCAUUUAACCUGCAGAUGAAACUCUUGUGUAAAAUAAAAUAACAUUAAAUAAAAUAACAUACAAUUUGA